Ipomoea triloba (trilobed morning glory) is the source of this 926-nucleotide messenger RNA. RefSeq lists its product as uncharacterized. The transcript has a single exon. The record is from RefSeq and is a predicted model, not a curated record. NCBI's taxonomy places the organism in Eukaryota, Viridiplantae, Streptophyta, Magnoliopsida, Solanales, Convolvulaceae. Bases 139 to 741 code for a protein of 200 amino acids.
CCAUCAUUCAAUAUUUCAAUUACCCAAAAUCCCCCAUAUUUAUACCUCUUCAAAUCCAUCUUUCCUUUUCACCUUCUUCUUCUCCUUCUUCAAUCUGCAGAUCCCAAGAAAAUUAAAACUGCAGAAUUGAAGAAGAAAAUGGUGAACAGUAAUACCCAUCCAGAAGUUGUGCUGAUCAAGCAAGAUGACGAUAAGUUUUUCUCGAGACUUUUGACGAAGGAAAAUUGUUCAAAAGGCGGCGAAUCUUCUUUGAGAUUCUAUUACUAUGAAGGAUCUUCUGGUUCGAUUCCGUUCUGCUGGGAAUCUCAGCCGGGAACGCCUAAACCGUCGUUUAACGGCGGUUCUACGCCGCCGCUCACUCCGCCGCCGUCGUACCAGUCCUCCGCCGCCGCCGGGAAAUCAGUGCAGAAAGCUUCGAGGAAACCGAGGUUUUUGUGUCCGUCUUUUUUCUUCUUCCACAAAGGUUCUUCCAAGAAAACCGUUAGCGAUGUUUUCGCACCUAAUUCUCUCUGGUCUCCCUCGGCUUCGCCGUCGUGUUCGUCGUCGUUCUCGUCUUCCUCCGCGGUGGCCUUAAACCGGCGGCGGCACCGGCGGUCGAGGUCGGAUGUGGGAUUCGAUGAGUACGGUGAUCCGGUGGUCGCCGGCGGUGUUUCUCCGACGUCGACUCUGUGCGGAAAGAGUUUUCGUGUGGGAAGGAUGAAGAGGGCGUUAUUGUCCAUUGUUGGUAGUCGCGGUUAUUAGUUCAGGUAGUUGAGUGCAUUACAAGGCCACCUUAAUCACGCAGUAAUGAUUCUAUGCUUGUUAAUUGCCUCAAUUAUUGUGUUAAUUAUCAUGAAUAAAUUUUUAGAGUAUUUCAUGUGAAAAUCUCAAAAUAAUGAUAAGUGUAUCAUCAAUUUUAAAAGAAAUUACUUAUGAUUAAAAAAUUA